Zeugodacus cucurbitae (melon fly) is the source of this 11468-nucleotide messenger RNA. RefSeq names its product protein slit (gene sli). Gene Ontology annotation, molecular function: calcium ion binding; Roundabout binding; heparin binding. NCBI's taxonomy places the organism in Eukaryota, Metazoa, Arthropoda, Insecta, Diptera, Tephritidae. The record is from RefSeq and is a predicted model, not a curated record. The transcript has 20 exons. Gene Ontology annotation, biological process: axon guidance.
CAACACUAUUCAAAAAUAUUCAGCUACAGAAAUAUUUAAAACAGAAAAGUGGUGUAAAACAAAAACAAAAAAUAUUUAAAAAACAACAACAACAUUUAAAAAGGCAACAACAAAAAUACUUAAAAAAUUGAAAUUACAAAAAAAAACAUAUUUUCAAAGCAAAAAUAUUUUAAAAACCAACAACACUAUUCAAAAAUAUUCAGCUACAGAAAUAUUUAAAACAGAAAAGUGGUUUAAAGUAACAACACAAAUAUUUAAAAAUCGAAAUAACAAAAAAAAAAUAGUUUAAAACAACAACAAUAUUUUAAAAGCAAAAAUAUUUUAAAAACCAACAACAACACGAAAAAAUGAAAAUUGCAUGCGGAAAAAAGGUCUAGUAGUAAACACUAAAUUUGUUAAACACCACAUAAAAACGCCACAACUUGCCGCACAACAACAAAUAAACAUAAAAACAAACGACCAAAGCGAAAGAAAGCCUUGAAGGCUUAAGAAACACACUAGAAAAGGCAAAGUGUAAUAUUAAAAGUGCAAAAUGCAAAAUAAAAGCAAAGCGAAGAAAUAAAAGCUGAGCGAAAAUAAUAAUAAAGUGAAGAAAAAAAUAAUAAAGUGAAGAAAAAAAAAUAAUAAAGUGAGGAAGAAAAAAAUAUACUCAAAGUAAUAUAAAAACCUAUAUUAAAACAGCAGCAGCGCACACAUCAAAAAAGCAUAGCAGCACACAACAUAAAACAUCAAGCGCCACAUAACACCCCAACAUACAACAAGCACACCGACAUACAAACCAACCAAACACACACACACACACACACAGCGCGCCAAACCAACCAAACAAACAGACAUUCCACUCCUUUGCGCUAUUUUAAUGUGCGGAAAUGACGCACCUGCAACCCCAACGUCGCUACUACUCCCCCAUGCGUUUUAAAGGAGGCGACGACGACGACGGCGGUGGCGACAAUGUUGGUGUUAUUGGUACGGAUGCGCCGGCUGCCAGCAUAAGUCAGCAUAAGCGAGCAAGUGUCAGCGUGACACAAGCAACUGGCUGUCGUAGUGCUGCGAGCACUAGCAGUGAAAGUGCAAACGCCAACGGUCUGGAAACAGUGUUUAACACUGACGCUACUUGUGCUGCGGCUGUUGCGCGCGAUUACUGCAACAGUGAAGAGACGACUACUGCAACGCUAACAACGUGCACACGCGCCAUCACCAGCAUACGCCCCAAACACCUCAGCACGAAACAUUGCAUUCCACCACCACCACCACCACCCAUAACGCCAAGUCGGUGCCAACGUCAGCGGCGCGACCGCCACUACAGUUGGCCUGUGCUUUUUCGUGUACAACAUUUCCUAGUAUUCGCCCAGCUUCUGCUGUUCUUCGCCUGCGGUGAUUUCCUUCAGGUUGCCACAGCCGAACCAUAUGGUGGGUCGUCUUCGUCGGUGGGUAUACACAUACCCGGCGGCAGUUUGGGCGUGAUCAGCGAGUCGCGUUGUCCACGUGUGUGUUCGUGUAAUGGCCUGACGGUGGACUGUUCGCAUCGUGGUUUGACGCAAGUGCCGCGCAAGAUAUCGGCGGAUGUGGAGCGACUCGAUUUGCAAGGCAACAAUAUAACCGUAAUUUUCGAAGCCGAUUUUCAACGCUUAACCAAACUGCGAAUACUCCAACUAACGGAUAAUCAAAUACAUACAAUUGAAAAGGGCGCUUUCCAGGAUCUGGUGUCACUGGAGCGACUGCGCCUUAACAACAAUCUGCUAAAGGCGAUACCUGAAAAUCUAGUGUCAAGUUCAGCGAGUCUUUUGCGAUUAGACAUUUCGCAUAAUAUUAUUACGACUGUAGGACGUCGUGUCUUCAAAGGCGCACAAUCGUUACGUAGUCUACAGUUGGACAAUAAUCAGAUUACGUGUAUGGAUGAGCAUGCCUUCAAGGGGCUCAUAGACUUGGAGAUACUCACCUUGAACAACAACAACUUAACUUCGCUACCGCACAACGCUUUCAGCGGCUUGAAUCGUUUACGUGCUCUACGCCUGUCCGAUAAUCCCUUCUCGUGUGACUGCCAUUUGUCUUGGCUAUCACGUUUCUUGCGUAGCGCACCACGGCUUGCGCCUUACACACGCUGUCAGUCACCUUCGCAGUUGAAGGGUCAAAAUGUGGCGGAUCUGCACGAUCAGGAAUUCAAGUGCUCAGGCCUCACCGAGAAUGCGCCAAUGGAAUGUGGCAUGGAGAAUAGCUGCCCACAUCCGUGCCGUUGUGCCGAUGGCAUUGUCGAUUGUCGCGAGAAGAGUCUCACAAGUGUGCCAGUGUCGCUGCCAGAUGACACGACGGAAUUACGCUUGGAGCAGAACUUCAUUACCGAAUUGCCACCAAAAGCUUUUGCGAAUUUCCGUCGCUUGCGUCGCAUUGACCUCUCCAACAACAACAUUUCGCGUAUUGCCCAUGAUGCUUUGGCUGGCCUAAAAGCGCUGACCACACUCGUGCUCUAUGGCAAUAAAAUAAAGGAUUUGCCCUCUGGCGUAUUUAAAGGACUUACAUCACUGCAGCUACUCCUGUUGAAUGCCAAUGAAAUCUCCUGCAUACGCAAGGAUGCCUUUCGCGAUUUGCACAGCCUCAGUUUGCUGUCGCUUUACGAUAACAACAUUCAAUCGUUGGCUAAUGGCACCUUCGAUGCGAUGAAGAGCAUACAAACAUUGCAUCUGGCAAAGAAUCCCUUCAUUUGUGACUGCAAUCUUCGCUGGCUGGCUGAUUACUUGCACAAAAACCCCAUCGAGACAAGUGGCGCACGCUGCGAGGCCCCAAAGCGUAUGCAUCGGCGACGCAUUGAGUCGUUGCGUGAGGAGAAAUUCAAAUGCUCCUGGGACGAUAUGCGUAUUAAAUUGUCGAGCGAAUGUCGCGCAGAUGUCGAUUGCCCGGCAAUGUGUCAGUGCGAUGGCACUUCAAUUGAUUGUUCAGGUCGUGGCCUCAAAGAAAUACCGCGCGAUAUACCGCUGCACACCACUGAACUUCUAUUGAACGACAAUGAACUGGGGCGCAUCAAAUCGGAUGGUCUCUUUGGACGUCUGCCACAUCUGGUUAAACUCGAUUUGCGACGCAAUCAUAUAACCGGCAUUGAACCGAAUGCUUUUGAGGGUGCGAAUCGUAUACAGGAAUUGGUAUUGGCUGAAAAUAAAAUUCGUGAGAUUUCGAAUAAAAUGUUUUUGGGUUUGCAUCAGUUGAAGACGCUGAAUCUUUACAACAAUCAAAUCUCUUGUGUGAUGCCCGGUUCUUUUGAAUUCCUGUCAUCGCUCACCUCACUCAACUUGGCUGCCAAUCCAUUCAAUUGCAACUGUCAUUUGGCCUGGUUUUCCGAGUGGCUACGAAAGAAGGGUCUGGUUGGCGGUGCGGCACGUUGUGCUGCCCCCUCAAAAGUACGUGAUAUGCAAAUUAAGGAUCUGCCACAUAACGAGUUCAAAUGCACAACCGACAACAAUGAAGGCUGUUUGGGUGAUGGCUAUUGUCCGCCCGCCUGUACCUGCACCGGCACGGUGGUGCGCUGUUCGCGCAAUCAAUUAAAAGAGAUACCACGUGGCAUACCGGCGGAAACGUCCGAGUUAUAUCUGGAAUCGAAUGAAAUUGGAAUGAUACAUUUGGAUCGGAUACGACAUUUGAAGGCAUUGACGAGAUUAGAUUUGAGUAACAAUCAAAUCACGUUCCUUUCUAAUUACACCUUCGCCAAUCUGACGAACCUGUCAACGCUCAUUAUAUCCUACAACAACUUGCAAUGUCUGCAGCGUUACGCCUUGUCAGGUCUACAAAAUCUGCGCGUACUCUCACUGCAUGGCAAUCGUAUAUCCAUGCUGCCGGAGGGUACAUUCGAAGACAUGAAGUCACUAACACACAUUGCGCUCGGCAGCAAUCCAUUGUACUGUGAUUGCUCACUCAAAUGGUUUUCGGACUGGAUCAAGCUGGACUAUGUGGAGCCGGGUAUUGCACGUUGUGCCGAACCCGAUUAUAUGAAGGAUAAACUAAUACUCUCGACACCGUCACACAACUUCGUCUGCAAGGGCAAGGUUAGCAAUGAGAUUAUGGCCAAAUGUGAUGCCUGCUAUACGAAUCCUUGUGAGAAUAAGGCGCAGUGCAUACCAUUGCCACAGCGUGACUACCAAUGUCUCUGCCUGCCCGGUUAUCAUGGCAAGCAUUGUGAAUUCAUGAUCGACGCUUGCUAUGGCAAUCCCUGCCGCAACAAUGCCACCUGCACGGUGCUUGAAGAGGGACGUUUCAGCUGUCAGUGUGCGCCAGGCUAUACAGGCGCACGUUGUGAGACGAAUAUCGACGAUUGUCUUGGCGAAAUCAAAUGUCAAAAUAAUGCCACGUGUGUGGAUGGCGUGGAAUCGUACACGUGCGAGUGCCAACCGGGUUUUACAGGUCAAUACUGCGACACGAAGAUCAACUUUUGCAGCGACGACUUUAAUCCGUGUACGAAUGGCGCCAAGUGCCACGAUCACUUCACGCACUACACCUGCGAAUGUAUGGCCGGUUUCCAUGGCAUCAAUUGCACGCAAAACAUCGACGACUGUCAGAAUCACAUCUGUCAAAAUGGCGGCACCUGCAUUGACGGCAUCAACGAUUAUGUCUGCCAGUGUCCGGAUGAUUUUACGGGCAAAUAUUGUGAGGGACACAAUAUGGUCUCGAUGAUGUAUCCACAGACCUCACCCUGUCAAAAUCACGAAUGCAAACAUGGUGUCUGCUUCCAGCCGAAUCCCUCGGGCUCUGAGUAUUUAUGUAAAUGUCAUCCGGGUUAUACCGGCAAGUGGUGCGAGUAUUUGACCAGUAUUAGCUUCGUGCACAACAAUUCCUUCGUGGAAAUGGAACCGUUACGCACUAAACCCGACGCGAAUGUGACGAUCGUGUUCAGCAGCUCCGAACAGAAUGGCAUACUCAUGUAUGACGGGCAGGAUGCACAUAUUGCUGUGGAGCUCUUCAACGGGCGCAUACGUGUUAGCUACGAUGUCGGCAAUUAUCCCGUCUCCACAAUGUAUAGCUUCGAAAUGGUUGCCGAUGGUAAAUAUCAUAGUGUCGAGCUGUUGGCCAUCAAGAAGAACUUUACGCUACGCGUCGAUCGCGGUCUCGCUAGAUCGAUUAUAAAUGAGGGUUCCAAUGAUUUUCUCAAAUUGAAUACACCCAUGUUUUUGGGUGGCCUACCGCCCGAUCCGGGCCUGCAGGCUUAUAAGAAUUGGCAAAUACGCAAUUUGACUAGCUUCAAGGGCUGCAUGAAGGAGGUGUGGAUAAAUCACAAGCUGGUGGACUUUGAGAAUGCUGCCAAGCAGCAAAAGAUUACACCAGGCUGUGCGUUACUUGAGGGCGAGACGGGGGAAGAUGAUGAGCAAGAUUUUAUGGACGAAACGCCGCAUAUUAAAGAAGAGCAGCUGGAUCCUUGCGAGAAUCACAAAUGUCGUCGCGGCAGCCGUUGUGUACCGAACUCCACCUAUCGUGACGGUUAUCAAUGCAAAUGCAAGCAUGGUCAGAAGGGCCGUUACUGCGAACAAGGUGAGGGCACUACAGAGCCCGCCACAAUCACUGUGGCGUCCACUUGUCGCAAGGAACAAGUACGCGAAUAUUAUACCGAAAACGAUUGUCGCUCACGUCAACCGAUCAAAUAUGCGAAAUGCGUUGGCGGUUGCGGUAAUCAGUGUUGCGCUGCAAAAAUUGUGCGGAGACGAAAGGUCCGCAUGGUGUGCAGCAAUAAUCGCAAAUAUAUAAAGAAUUUAGACAUCGUGCGUAAGUGUGGAUGUACAAAGAAAUGCUACUGACUGGAAGAUGCGACUACCCAAAUGCACAAUAGUAGCUUAGAUUUAAAUUUAGGACAACAUAGUAAUAACAAUAAUUUUAAUAUUAAUCAUAAUAAUAAUAAUAACAGUAAUUUAAGUACUAGUACUAGUGAUAGCAACGAUAAUGAAUGUAUAUUUAACUGUAGCAACACGAAAGUUUUACUAAUAUCUAACGAUAAUAACAAUAAUAACAACAACAACACUAAAACGGGGAGACAAAUGAUGGCCGCUCAAGAGAAAAAGACUGCGGAUGGUGAUGAGAGAGUAGAAAACGCAACAAAUACAAGUGGUGGUGGUGUGAUAGUUGGUGUGGUGAAAACACACAAACGUGACGACAUCAUGUACAAUGCGGAGCAGGAAACCAGGCAAACGGCCGGUGGUGGUUUGCGCGUGACAAGCGGCAUAUUAGUCGAUGAGAGCGCCAGCUACGAGACUGAUGAAGAGUCCGAGCGUAUGCAAUUGAAUCCAAGCGAUGAUGAGGGUUGGGAUGAUGAAUACGAUGAUGAUGAUGAUGAUGAUGAGGAUGCAGAUGAAGCUGAAAUGGAUGAUGAGGACGAUACCUUAGAGGAUGAAGACGAAGAUGCUAACGCGCCUUACAUUGGCAGCGCAGCUACUGUGAAUGUGGCAGCGCAAGCGCGUAGUAGCGCCACAUUUGAAGCGCUGCCCGAAGCCAAAGGUCUCGUACAAGCGUUGGUGGACGAUGAAAAUGAGUCGGUUAAAAAUAUGCCGGACAUUUUGAAGACGAAAAGUAUUUCAGCUGCCGUCAGUAAAAUCGAGGACGAAGAAGAAGACAUGGGUUUUGAUGAGGAUGACGAACGUAUUGCGAUAAUUGUCGAACGGCAACGUGGCAAUGCGAACGAACACGAUAAGGGCUUCAUGAAUGAGGAAGGCAGUGGCGCCGGUGGUGGCGCAUACAGACGGACCGAAGCAAAUAGGUACAAAAAUAAUAAUAGAUUUAGAUUAGAUUACACGGAGAAAUAUCGUAGAAAGCAACAGAAGUUGCAAACGGAAUAUACGAAUAGAGGCGUAGCCGAUGCGCGAGAAGGCAGCGGCAAUUUUGCCAACGAUAAUGAUGAUGACGAUGAUGAUGAUAGCGAUGACGAUGACGUUGAUGCUGAUGAUGAUGAUGCUGAUGAUGAUGGCGUUGACGAUGCUGCUAUUGCCAACAGCAACGCUGACGCUAACGAUGAUGCCGACCGCCAAGAAGGUGAUGGUUAUUUUAAUUCGAAACAUACGAAAUCGAGUAAUCGGUAUUUCCGUAAAAAUACGAAUGACGCAAUUAAAAUAAUCUCAACACCGCUAGGCAAGGUCGGUAUUGUGUAUCAGCAGACGCCGACUAAUGAGGAUGGCAACAACAGUAAUAACAACGCCAACAGCAAUAACAAGAAGCAGGAUACGCUGGGCGACAAGAAGACAAGUUCGUUUACGGACUUCGAUGCACUGUCGCCCGAUCCUGAGAGUAGUCAUCGCUUAGCAUCAUCUCAUCCGAAAAUUACGCCAGUCUUGACACCCGAUGGCAAGGUUGCACUGCUUUAUCGCGGCGACUCGGAGAAUUCCAAAUACGAACCGAUACGCAAUUUAACGCAUAAAUUUAACAACAACAAUAAUAAUAAAAACGACUUUACGGACAAUAAAGCAAUUGCUAGCGGUACAAGUACUAAAGAUACGCCUGAUUUUCCAAACAACGAUGGUAGCGAAGAUGAAUCGGCCGACGAGUCGGAAGACGAUUACGAUCUGGAUAAUGACAGCAGUAGUAACAGUGGCGGCAAUGAUAGAACACAGCCGAAUGGGCGCAAAACCAAUGCAAAUCCCACAGACGAAACGCAGAAGGCGGCCAUACAAAAUCCCGCCACCGAUGCGGACACACCCGCCGCUGGAGGCGGUUCAUUCAUCAUACGCCCCACCGAUUCUGUGCUGCCCAUGAUCAAUCGUCCACUCUCCGAAGUGCUCGGCAUUAAGAAGAAUCAAUUCAAACAAUUCCGCAUCAAAGAUAUACCAACAGCGCCACCAAAUAGCGAAACGGCCGGCGAUCCACGUUCGCUGGCUGGCACCUCCAUCGACCGCACACUCGAUACAACGACACUACACUUCCUUACAAAAGUCAAUUUAGCCGAAUAUCCAACAUCGAUGAAGACGCGAAAUUUCGAUUUCGACUUCAGUCGCGACAAUACAAUGUUGGACGAACGUUCGCGUCACAAAGAACACCAAUUCCAUCAGCAACAAGGCGGCUCAGGUGCCACAGCUGGUGGCACCGCCGGCGGCGAGUCGGGCAAUAGCAAUAACAAAUUGAAUACGAUUGCCAACGAAGAGGUGCUCGCAAAAACCGAAGUGGUCAAUUUGGCCAUAAUACCACACUUCGAUGAGGAGCUCGAGCGCUUGCAACGCAUGCGUGAACAUGAAACGCGACGCCAUUACCGACAACGCUAUCGUCAAAAACCAAGCGAGGAAGAGCUGUCAGGCAUACAUUGCAUCAUGCAGGCCAUGAUGGGCAUAGCGGCCAUAUCGACAGUGUUCGGCAUGUUGGGCACGUUCUUUAAGCAACGAAUACUCGAUCAAAUACGCUUGAUGCAUUGGUAGUACAGCAAGGGUAUUCGAUUGUAUGGCGAAUAUGUGUAUACAAUGUUGUCGACAAUUACAAUUGAAUACCCCAGUUCAUCCGCACAACGUCAUCAUCACCAACAUCAUCAUCAGCUUUAUCAACAUCGUCAUAAGCUACAACACCAACAACAAAUAUAUAAUACAGACACAAACAACAUGAACAACGCAGCUAAAGUAGGCAGAAUUUAUUGUAAAUCUAUUUCCUCCUUGCACCCACACAAAUGCAUAGCAAUAACAAAGAAGCUUUUAAUACUACUAUUUACUAUCUAAAUACAUACAUUCAUACAUACAUACACUUAAACGAAACUAACACAAUGACAACUAUGCAACGCAUAAAUUAAACGAAUAGACGCUGUUGUAGGUGUUCGAACUUAAUUUCGAAUUUUCGAACAUGUAAUUGCAACGCAUAAAUUAAGCGAAUAGACGCUGUUAUUCUGUGUUUUCGAACUUAAUUUCGAAAAUAUUAGGUUUCGAAAUUAAUUUCGGAAAUGUAAAUGGAACGCAUAAAUUAAACGAAUAUACGCGUUUGUGAGUUUUCGAACUUAAUUUCGAAAAUAUUAGGUUUCGAAAUUAAUUUCGAAAAUGUAAAUGGAACGCAUAAAUUAAACGAAUAUUCGCGUUUGUGAGUUUUCGAACUUAAUUCCGAAAUUUCGAAAAUGUUAAAAAUUUUUGCAGUAGAAAAAAUUUAGAAAAAAAGCAUAAUAAGCGUAUUUUUUUAAGCUUUAGCUCUUUUAAAUAUUAAAAAAAUAUGUUCGAAAAGCUAAAAUCUUUACUGAAUAUGUAUUAUAUCAAAAAUAUUUCAUGUUUUAUAUCUUCAUUAAUUUGUUCUCAUUUAAGCUUUUUUCAAAGUAUUUUCGUAGCUAAAAACUUGUGUAAAAAUAAUUGUUUCCAACAAUAUUUUCUUCUAAAAUUGUUGCAGUAGAAAAAUUUAGAAAAAAAAAUAUUUUUAGCAUAAUAAGCGCAUUUUUUGAAGCUUUAGCUCUUUUAAAUAUUAAAAAAAAAAAAUAUGUUCGAAAAGCUAAAAUGUAUACUCAAAAAUAUUUCAUCUUUUAUAUCUUCAUUCAUUUUUUUCACUUUAAGCUUUUUUCAAAGUAUUUUAGAAGCUAAAAACUGAUUAUAUUCAAAAAAUGUUUUUUCUAAAAUAUGUAAAUCAUUUGUAAAGAUUUCAAACUGUAAUUUUUCUGUGUAAAAAUUGUUUCAGUGUAUUUUUGAAACAAAAAACCUUUGUAAUUUUUUUCAAAAUAUUUUCGAAGUUCAAAACUUAUGUAAAAAUAGUUGUUAUUCUAAAAUAUGUAAAUCAUUUGUAAAGAUUUCAAACUGUAAUUUUUCUGUAUUUUCGAAACUAAAAAUAUUAAUAUUUUAAUUUUUAUUAUAAAAAAUAUGAAAUUUCGAAAUUAAGCUCAGUGCCUACAACACACACUUACAUACAUCUAUAUACUCUAUAUACACACACAUACAUAAUAUUUAUAUACAACAACAAAAACAACUAUUUUACAUACUCCAAAAAAGCAUAAAUAUGUAUGUAACUACAUACAUGAAACAUUGUAACUAACUAAUCUAACGAAUCAUUUGUACACAAACUAACAGUAUAACAUACAUACAUACUUACAUACAUAUAUACUCUUAAUCAUAUUCAUAAACGCAUACAUACUCGUACGUGCAUAUAUGCCCCUUUUUAAAUGUAUUUGUAUUUCCCACAAACAUUUCAGCAUAAGCUGAACAAAUGUGUAUGUAUACUAUAUAUGUAUACUCUCACUACAACAUACUAUUAUUGUAUUGUAACACUAUAACUAACUAAUGCUAAAAACAAAACAACACAAAAAAAAUUAACACUUCCUUAAAACACACAUAUUAACGGAUUCGUGCAAGAAGCUACCCAGAUGAAGAAAAAAACUAUGACGCGCUGAAGCAGUUGUGACGGAUUAAAGCUAUAAUAAUGCAGUUAGAGAUAUUAACAUAAGCGUUUGAGAGUCUCUAAAGCUGAGAGCCAGCCGAAACGUCAGCGAUUGCGCUGUUAUGCGUGAUAAAGCAUGCGAGCAUAAUGAAACGUGAUUACUAAGGAUGUUUUUUGAAUAUUUUUUUUUUUUAGUUUUUCAUGCCUACUCUUUGGCUUUCGCAAAAGCAAAAUUUUAAAUCCAACAUUUUCAACCUCCUACAAUGUCACUAGAACUGCACUCGUCCAAAAAAAAGUUUGUAAAAAAAAUUCAAAAAAGAAAGCUACAAAAACCAACAUAACUGACGUCCAACCACAAACCAACUCCCCAAGCAAAUUGGCAGGCUACCAAUUAGUGUCAAUUUAAAACCCACCACACACACACACCACACAAACAUAGUCACUCACCACCACACACACGCGGCAAUUUGUUAAACACCCGCAACCAACAAAUUACCACUUUUUGUUAAAAACAAAUACCACUUUUUGAAUAUUUUUAUAUGAGCAUUCAAGUAAACAAGUCGCAUUCGAUCACAAAAAAAAAGCAUUUCAAAACAUAACAAACAUUUCAAACACUUAAAAGAAAAUUAUUUUAUGCGCGCCAAUGCAACAUUGCACACAAAAAACUGCAACAAAGAAAUUGCAAAACAAAAACAAUGAAUGUAAACAAGAAAUGUCAAACGUAAAAAGUGUAAUGUUAAAAAUAGUUGCAAUAUAAAUUUUAAAAAGCACAAUUGCAUGCAGUUGAAAGUGGCUUUUAAAAUAAAUUUAGAAAUUAUCAAAUAAGAAAAUGUUGAAAAAUUAGCGCUUAAGCAGCAGGAAGAAAAGUAUUUAUUUAAAUUAAUUAAACAAAUAAGACAAAUAUUGCAGUAGCAGCCGCUGUUGCUGCUGCAAGUAAACGUGUAUGUGUGCAACUUUUUGUUGCCGCACACAAGCAAAUAACGAAUUUUCAAAGAAUUAUAAAUAAAUAAAAGCAACUAAAAUUAAAUAAAAUGUAAAUGCAAAGCAAUGAAAUGCAUACAAACAAGGCAUGCAUGCAAGAAAUGCAUUGAAACAACAACUAUAGUUUAAGUUUAAACAUAACAACUUAACAUCUAAGCUGGGUAGUCGCAUGUAAAUCUCUAAACUAAAAAAAAAACAACAAAAAC